AUGGCUCUGCAGGCGGUGAAUGUGAGUGUGGUGGAGGUGUUGGGCUGUGCGGAGCAGGGGAACCUCAGCAUGGAAGUUACCGACUACAAUGUCAGCUGCACCAACAGCUCCGUCCUCCCCAGACCGACCACAAGAACCAAAGAGAUGGACUCGCUGCGCAUCCUGCUCUACACCCUCAUCUUCCUGAUCAGCGUGUUCGGCAACCUGCUGAUCAUCAUCGUCCUGAUGUUGAACAAGCGCAUGAGAACCGUCACCAACUCCUUCCUGCUUUCACUGGCGGUCAGCGACCUGAUGAUGGCCAUCUUCUGCAUGCCGUUCACCCUCAUCCCCAACAUCCUGGAGGACUUCAUCUUCGGAGCAGCCAUGUGCAAGAUUGUCACAUACUUUAUGGGGAUCUCUGUCAGUAUCUCCACCUUCAGCCUUGUGGCCAUUGCCAUUGAGAGAUACAGCGCCAUCUGUAACCCACUGAAGUCCCGGUCGUGGCAGACCCGAUCCCAUGCCUACCGCGUCAUCGCUGCCACCUGGGUGGUGUCGCUGCUAAUCAUGGUGCCCUACCCAGUGUUCAGCGCCCUCAAGACUUUCCCCAAGACUAACGGUACUGUCGGACACAUGUGUCGCCUGGACUGGCCCAGCAGGGAAGCUGAGCAGACCUGGUAUGUCCUGCUGCUGAUCACUCUGUUCUUCAUCCCGGGAGUGGUGAUGAUUAUAGCCUACGGUCUGAUCUCCAGAGAGCUCUACAGAGGCAUGCAGUUUGAGCUGGGCCAGAGCAGAGAGACCACUGGCCAGAAGAACGGCGUAGCAAGGGGUGUUGCAGGGGCAAACGAUGAUGACGAUGGUUGUUAUAUCCAGGUGUCCAAAAAGCCCCCUUCUGCUGUGGAGCUCCCCACCCUCUCUGCCUCGUCUGGUGCCACCCAGGCCAAGACUGAGCGCGCUCGCAGCAACACCUCAGAGGCCAAGCUGCAGGCCAAGAGAAGAGUUAUACGCAUGCUGAUGGUGAUCGUGGCACUCUUCUUUAUCUGCUGGAUGCCACUGUACUCAGCCAAUACCUGGAAGGCUUUUGAUCUAAAGUCAGCCUCCAAAGCCCUCUCAGGAGCACCCAUCUCCUUCAUCCACCUCCUGUCCUACAGCUCGGCCUGCGUCAACCCCAUCAUUUACUGCUUCAUGAACAUGCGCUUCCGCAAGGCCCUGCUGUCUACCUUCGCCUGCUGCUGUCGCAACUGGCUCUGCCGCCAGUGUUGGUGGUGCAGGAAGAGGGAGGCAGGAGAAGAUGGCAUCACCGCCACCUCCAUGGCCACAUCGAUGGCCACCUCCAUGUCCAAGUUCAGCUACACCACCGUCAGCACCACCGGUACCUGCUGA
Messenger RNA from Scomber japonicus (chub mackerel), 1359 nucleotides. It is a transcript of the gene cckbra, whose product is annotated as cholecystokinin B receptor a. The coding region runs from base 1 to 1359 and encodes 452 amino acids. Gene Ontology annotation, molecular function: gastrin receptor activity; neuropeptide receptor activity. Gene Ontology annotation, cellular component: membrane. The record is from RefSeq and is a predicted model, not a curated record. Gene Ontology annotation, biological process: neuropeptide signaling pathway. NCBI's taxonomy places the organism in Eukaryota, Metazoa, Chordata, Actinopteri, Scombriformes, Scombridae. The transcript is spliced from 5 exons.